Zalophus californianus (California sea lion) is the source of this 3160-nucleotide messenger RNA. RefSeq names its product growth differentiation factor 15 (gene GDF15). Gene Ontology annotation, molecular function: cytokine activity; growth factor activity. The record is from RefSeq and is a predicted model, not a curated record. The coding region runs from base 23 to 949 and encodes 308 amino acids. Lineage: Eukaryota; Metazoa; Chordata; Mammalia; Carnivora; Otariidae. Gene Ontology annotation, cellular component: extracellular region. Gene Ontology annotation, biological process: SMAD protein signal transduction. The transcript has 2 exons.
UCAGAGCUCAGCUAGCACUGGCAUGCCUGGACACGGACUGACGCCACCGCACGGCUCUCCGAUGCUGCUGAUGCUGCUGAUGUUCUCGUGGCUGCCUUCGGGAGGCGCCCUGUCUCUGGCCCAGGAGCACCUCCCGGCCUUUCCGGGACCCUCAGACGCACACUCCAGCACGGAAGUCUCCAGAGUCCAGGAGUUUCUGAAACGCUACGAGCACCUGCAGACCAGGCUGCGGUUGAACCAAAGCUGGAUUGAUUCAAACCCUGACCUCGUCCCUGCAGCUCAAGUCCGGAUACUCACUCCAAAGCUGCGACUUGGACCGGGCGGCCACCUGCACCUGCGCAUCGCCCGGGCCGACCUGACUGAGGGGCUCCCCGUAACCUCCCGCCUGUAUCGGGCGCUGCUCAGGCUGUCCCCGACGGAGCCGAGCUCGUGGGACGUGACUCGGCCGCUGCAGCGUCAACUCAGCCUUGGAGUUUCCGGGGCGCCCACACUACGCCUGCGAGUGUUGCCUCGGUGGGACCGGUUGGGAGCGACGUUGCCUUCUGCACGUCCCCAGCUUGAGCUGCACUGGCGGCCACGCGCGGCCAGGGGGCGCCGCAACGCGCAUGCGCACGUCGGGGACGGUUGCCCCCUCGGGGAGGGGCGCUGCUGCCACCUGCAAAGCCUGCGCGCGUCGCUCGAGGACUUGGGUUGGGCCAACUGGGUGGUGGCGCCUCGCGAGCUAGACGUGCGCAUGUGUAUUGGCGCGUGCCCAAGUCAGUUCCGAUCGGCUAACACGCACGCGCAGAUGCAGGCGCGCCUGCACGGCCUGAACCCCGACGCCGCGCCUGCACCGUGCUGCGUGCCCGCCAGCUAUGAGCCGGUGGUGCUCAUGCACCAAGACGGUGAGGGUCGCGUGUCGCUUACGCCCUUCGACGACCUCGUGGCCAAGGACUGCCACUGCGUAUGAGCGGUCCUAGUCUUUCACUUACGGCUCGUGAGCAAUGGAGGUGACCUCAGAGAUCCUUGCCUGUCGAAUGGGCUUGUGGGACCUUAGAUGCCCGACUCCCACCACUGUUGUCUACCCCGUCCCGCCCAAACCUCUGUAUUUAUAAGUUUGUAUUUAUUAUUAAUUUAUUGGGAUGAUCUCCCUGGGGACUGGAGGGCUAGGGAGGGCUGGUCUGACAGUGUGCACUUAUUUAAACUGUGGUAAUAAAAAUGAAGCUGUCUGACCUGAGCCCCGUGAUGUCCAGGAUGAAGCUAGUGACUCUGGGAAGAACCUUCCCCUCCUUGGCCUCAGUCCUCGCAGGGGACCUGGUAUCAGGGUGAGUGGAACCCCGUUCAGGGAAUGCAUGGUGGAGCGUUCUGGCAUGUCAGGCAAUGGAUGGUGCUCAUGACACCGAUGCACCUCAAGGACAAUCCUUCUCUCUGUCUCUGCUUCUCUAUCUCCUUGUGUCUCUCUUUCUGGGUGGCAGUCUCCCUCCAUAUCUCAUCUCUUAAGUAUUCCUGUUUCUGUAGUUAUAUGGCCCUGUCUCUAUCACCGUCGUGCAGUCAGUCUCUCCUUGCACUGGAGUCACCUUUCCAAACACAGGCAGCCUAGAGUCAUGUCCGUCUGCAGCCAAGUGUAUUGUGUGUGAUGUUGCCCCCGACCUAGAAGAGUCCCAUCACUUCUUUUGGGGGCACCUCCCUCCAAGGGCCAGGGGGGCCACGCCCUGUGCAGCUAAGGCGACUAGGAAUUCUGGGGCUCUGCCUGCACUUGGUUUCCACCAGCCCACAAGCAACAGCAUGGCAGCCAUCCCCUCCAUCUGCUGGCUCCAGACCACGCCAUUACUGGCGCCGUCUGGGUUCCAUUUCCAGUAACAGCUCCUGCGGAAGUGCAGAGUAUCCUGGGGAAGCCAUCCCUCACCACCCCAGCUCUCCCCAAGGCCAACCCGGGUCACUGGUGGGCAAGCUUCUGUUUCAGGAAGUCCACUCUCCUGUUCAUGACUACAGUGUUGGAGUCCCCAGAACCCUCAGGAUCUCUCCAGGCCUCCAGCGGCUGGAUCACCUAUGACUUGGCUCUGGAAGCUGUGAGGAAGCAGCUCGAUGGCCAGCCUGGCAAAGCCAACACCCCGCCCCAGUCCUGUGGCCACCCCCAGCCACCAGGCCUCAGGCGGCGCUAGGCUCAUCAGAGCCUUUCCCCUCUCCUCCCUUCCCCUCCCCCUAGAUUAGGCAGGCUGCAGCAGCAAGCAGAAGCAGUUGGGUUUUUUUAAUAUCAAAACACCAAAAAGGAAGUUGAGAGAACCCCACUUUUUACCAUCCACGCCACAUGCAUGCCUCCCUGACACCCUAUAAUUGUGUGCCUUGCACCAAGUAGAAAAUAAACUCCAAGCAGCCAGUUAAAAAAGAAAAACAAAAAACAAACAAACAAACAAAAAAACAGGAGGAAAUAAAUACGUUGUGAAGAACAUUUUCGUGCACACAGCAUCUCCCAUGUUAUACAGUCUUCCUACUUAGGAUCUUGGGAUCCCUGAUAUGUGCCAGGUCCCCCCUUCCCACACCGAUGUGCCUGUUCACCCUGAGAAUCUCCGAAGGGAAAUGUUAUGGGGGUCUGGGGGACAGAGUACCUACUGCCAGCAGUGAGUGAGGUGUGUCCCCUGUGAAUGCUGCCACCUAGAGGCAGACCUGAAUGAUUGUAGGUGCCCAUGAAUGUAGUCAGUAAAUGCCCGCUUUGUGCCAGGUCUUGACUGGGCACUCAGGACACAGAAGGAACAAGACAGGGGCGCCUGGGUGGCUCAGUCAUUAAGCGUCUGCCUUCAGUUCAGGUCAUGAUCCCAGGGUCCUGGGAUCGAGCCCCGCAUCGGGCUCCCUGCUUGGCGGGAAGCCUGCUUCUCCCUCUCCCACUCCCCCUGCUUGUGUUCCUGCUCUGGCUGUCUCUCUGUCAAAUAAAUAAAUAAAAUCUUAAAAAAAAAAAAAAAGAAGGAACAAGACAGGCAAAAGCACCCCAUCUAAGCUGUCGAGUGAGGGAAACAAAUGAGUACAAAGUUACAUAAUAAGAAAGUGGUGGACUGCAGUAUGAAUUGUGCUGUGGAGUCAACCCAGGGAGUGCAUUAAUGAGUGGAGGCAGAGGUGAUUUAUUUAUUUUUUUUAAGAUUUUAUUUAUUUAUUUGAGAGAGAGAGAAUGAGAGACAGAGAGCACGAG